GCAAAGAUGAGAAUGCACACAGUGAGAGAGAGAGAGAGAGUUUAGGUGUGAUAUCUAUGGGUAGACAGCCUCCACAGCAGCACCAGCAUGCAGCCCCGCCGUCAGUGCAUCACCACCAGCCAAGCAGUCAACCAAACACACAGCUGCACACACGGCAAGUAAUGAACGACAUCGCACAUUGCGUGUGUGCUGGUUGUGGUGGUGCUUGGCCGCUCACUUCAGUGUGUGUGUAUGUGUGUCUCGGGGUUUGUUUGGGCAUCAAAAGUACAAGACGCUGCCGAUGCCGAAGUAGCCCGGCAGCGACCACUUAGCUAUCAGCGCGUCAUGCUGGCCCUGCAUCAACACACAUCCGCAGAGAAGUGUGUGUGUGUGUGUGUGUCCAUCUGUGAGAGUGAGUGCCGUGUGGACGCACCACAGCCUGGUCGGGUUUGCCGUAGCUCCUCCCCAGGUUGCCCAUCCGCGUGACGCACUCGCCAAGCAGCUCACUCUUCUUGCCCUUCUUGAUGCCCGUCACUGUCACCAACGUGUCCGUCUGCACACACACACAAACGACAGACACCCCAGCCGUCAAGACAUCCAUGGUGUGUUUUUCCUUCCUCCGCCAGACAGACGCACCCAGGUUCUCUCGCCGUGCAGCGGCUGGCCUUCCCGGAGAAGAAAUUUCUUGCGGCUCAUGUACACGGCAGCAGCCUGGCCGAUCGAUGGCAUGGGAGUAUGUCAUCAACACCACACACAGACAGUGAGGGCGAGGCGAGAAAUGGGUGUUGGUUUGUAUGUGUGUGUGUCUGUGUGUGUGUCCAUACCGCGGUCAUGCUGGCCUUGUACUUGGAGAAGUUAUAGUCCGUCAACGACAGCUCCUGCACACGCACACACGACACAGACACGACACGGACAUAUGAGUGGUGCUGUGAUGCUGAGGUGUGGUUGUGGACGAACUCACCAGGAGGAAGUGGACGAAGGCGUGUUCCUUGGAGCCCAUGGCGAUGCCGCCCGCCUUGGCGAACCGAUCAGCAAACGUGGCCGCAGUCGACUCCGGCAACUCCAUGCCCACCGUCCUGCAUCAAGGCACCACACACACAGGUGUCACCCUCCCUCCCUCCCUCCCUCUGUGUGCGGCCGUACAUGAGUAUGUGGAUCUCCAAGUUGAGGAGGUCGACGGCGGUGUAGGUGCGGUCCCUCAUGCCGCUGGCCAGCGGCACCUCGUUGAUGAGGUCGACCAGCUGGGCCACACUCACGGGCACCUUCUCCUCGUACUUGGACGCUAUCAACAGACACGCGAAACCCACCUGACAGACACAAUACACACACACACACACACACACGGCUCUCGUGUCUUUCUGUGUGUGAGGAUUGAUUUGACGUACCGCCAUUGGGUUGCGGACCAGCAGGUCGGUCUCCUCCUUCCGCUGCUGCCACACUGCACACCACAACACAGCACAGCAAAGAGGGAAUGAGUUCAGUGUGUGUAUCCCAUCUGGAUUUGUGUGUCUGUGUUGAGUUACGUUUGUGCUCAUAGUGGUCGAAGAGGCGCACAGCCAGGUGCUGUGCCGCCCUCGUCACGUCCAUGCGGUCGCAGCCGUCGGCCACUCGGUCCACCGUGAAGCCGCGGAACUGGUUGAACGUGUUGCCGCAGCCCUGCAGGAACUCCUCAGACACCUCAUAACGGUCCUGCACACACCACACCACCACAGCCACCACACAAUGCACACGCGCCGGAUGGUCAGUGUGCGGUUUGCUCCCUUACGCGGCUCUUGUGUGCGGGAAUGAUGGAGGGGUGCUGUGCCACCGUCAGGUUGUUCUUGAACGCCGCCUCACUGUAGUCGGGCGUCAUGGCCUGGAGCUUCGCCAUCCUGCCAUUGCCCAACACGGCCUCUCGCUCGGCGGCAUUCUGCCGCUGAAUCGUGAGCUGCACCUGGUCAGUCGCCUGCUGGUUAGCCUUCUUGGUCUUGCCGCCUUUGCAGUAGGGCUGGCUGCGGCCUGAGGAGCGUCCCUUGGAGCCCUGCAAUGACACACACACAUUGUUUGUAUCAGUGUGAGGCUGCCGGUGGAUGUGGCUGCUGCAUGCACGCCCUGCCUCCCCUGACAUACCGCUUUCGGCAUCGGACAGCGUAGAGAGAGCAGAAUGAGACGAUUCGACGCCAGUCAGUACCAAAUGGUCAGUACAGAAGACGGACGACGCAGAAAAGUGGACAAAGCGACAAAAGAAGUGAACAACUCGACAACAGCGACAGAUCCGCCGAAG
This is a messenger RNA of Vitrella brassicaformis, 2242 nucleotides long. NCBI's taxonomy places the organism in Eukaryota, Vitrellaceae. The record is from the annotation of a GenBank genome assembly.